UUCUGCCGUCAGGUCGACCUCAGUUUGUCGCUACUGUAUUUAAAAAAAUAUCUACAUAAGGGAAGUAAAGCGAUUUUUACAAGAUUAUUGGAGUUACUGUAAUACUAUAUAUUUAUGACGGUAUUUAUUCUGCGUCACGCAAUAACAGUACGGACCUUCACCGACAGGUUUAGGAAUUUCAUGUCGCUCGACGAGUUGACAUGUAUUGGACCUAAUCCUCUUCCGUAGCCAUAUACCAUGGAGGUUUAGUGCUGUUUUUCUUGUUGUUUAUUAUAUCGUAUAUGAGUGUGAUGGCUUAUAUGAGCUCUAAAUGUUUCUUGUAUCGACGUUGGUUGUCAAGAUUAAGCGGAACUGUCCCUGCUAGCGACCGUGGUCAAAGAAGUUUGUGUCCGUGUCAAGAUGAAAGACGUUUUUCCAAGUGGGUCAGACAAACAAACUCUCCUUGGUGGAAUGCAACUAAGGGACUUUUCUCCCGGGGUGGUGGAGCAUCUGCAGAGCAGCAGACCUUGAAAGACAUCACUAAGAACAUGCUGGAGCAGAAGUACAAGAGAGUGGUGGUGAUGGCAGGGGCAGGGAUUAGCACUCCUAGUGGCAUCCCUGAUUUCAGGUCCCCCGGAAGCGGUCUCUAUGACAACCUGCAGCAGUAUAACCUGCCUUAUGCUGAAGCUAUUUUUGAAUUGGCCUUUUUUCAUCACAAUCCUGAACCAUUUUUUGCCCUAGCCAAAGAGUUGUAUCCAGGAAAUUACCAGCCUAAUCUUACACACUAUUUUGUGCGUCUGCUUCACGAGAAGAGUCUACUUCUCAGAAUGUACACACAGAAUAUUGAUGGCCUGGAAAGAUUAGCCGGGAUCCCCUCUGAGAUGCUCGUUGAGGCCCACGGUACGUUUGCCACAGCCACAUGUACUGUUUGCCGAAGAAAAUAUGAGGGAGAGGACCUACGCCCAGACUUGAUGAGUGGAGUGAUUCCUAAAUGCCCGACCUGUAAGGGUGUUGUAAAGCCGGACAUAAUAUUCUUUGGAGAGGAGCUGCCACAUCAUUUCUUCAAGUACCUGACAGACUUUCCCCUCACAGAUCUCCUGAUCAUCAUGGGCACCUCACUGGAGGUGGAGCCCUUUGCCAGUCUAGCUGGAGCUGUUCGAGGCUCUGUUCCUCGGCUGCUCAUCAACAGGGACUUAGUGGGUCCAUUUGCAAUGAGGAACACUCGACCCUGUGAUGUUGUACUGCUGGGCGAUGUAGUGAACGGUGUCCAAACAUUUGUCCAUGCCCUCGGUUGGACUCGGGAGCUGGAUGCUCUGAUGGCAGCGGCUGCUAAGAAAAAUGCAACAAUGACAAAUGAAGAAUAAUGAGAAAUAGAACAUUCAGAGGAUGAACAUUUCUCCAGAAGAUCACAUGGACCAAUUAAAACUGAUUUCAUGUAAAUGUAGGCACCAAUAAUAAUGGCCUCUUUUUUUUCUGUUUAUUAAAAUAGGAUUGCUCUGCUACGAAUUAAUUGCACCUCAGAGCUACUCACAGCACUGGAUCUGUUUAGUGAACAGCUGGAAUUGACUUUUGAUAAACUACCCAUUGUUACUGACUGUCAAACAUCAUUACAUAUAAUAAAAAUCAAAUCAGUAGGGACUUUUAA
This is a messenger RNA of Syngnathus acus (greater pipefish), 1624 nucleotides long. It is a transcript of the gene sirt3, whose product is annotated as sirtuin 3. The transcript is spliced from 8 exons. The coding region runs from base 282 to 1343 and encodes 353 amino acids. Gene Ontology annotation, molecular function: histone deacetylase activity, NAD-dependent; NAD+ binding. NCBI's taxonomy places the organism in Eukaryota, Metazoa, Chordata, Actinopteri, Syngnathiformes, Syngnathidae. The record is from RefSeq and is a predicted model, not a curated record.